AUGGGCGACCCUUUAGAUGUCACCGUGCAGCCGGAAUGCCCUGGCCAGGAGUAUCGCCAUGUCCUGGGAUUUAGAGAACCCGAUCUGGGCUGUUACGGUGACAAAGGACUGAGACAUAGAGUGCUGCCCAACGAGAGGUGCUUUCAGGAUGCGGCCAGAAACAACGAUCUGGAUCUGAUGGAGAAGCUGUUUAAGAAGAAGGUUAACAUUAAUGCUGUCGACAGCAUGAACCGCACAGCUCUGCACUUCGCUGUUGGAGGGAACCACUUGUUGGCUGUGGAUUUCUUGCUGAAUCACAAGGCCAGGGUGGACAUGGCGGAUAAGCAUGGCCUGACGGUGAUGCACCUUGCAGCCUGGUCUGGAAGCCUGGAGACCAUGCUCAUGCUGGUGAGAGCUGGAGCAGACCAAAGAGCCACGACUCAGGACGGGAUGAAUGCUCUCCACUUUGCAGCUCAGAGCAAUAACGUGCCGGUUGUGGAGUACCUCAUUCAGGAUCUGCAUCUCACGGACUUGAACCAGGCUGACAAGAGAGGAAGAAAACCAUUUCUCUGUGCGGCAGAGAGGGGCCACGUUGAAAUGAUAGAAAAACUCACCCUCCUCAAUCUGCAUUCUUCAGAGAAGGACAAGGAGGGAAACACAGCCCUGCACCUGGCGGCAAGGGGCGGGCACAGCCCAGCUGUGCAGCUGCUGCUGACUCAGUGGCGAGGAGUGGACGAGGUCAAUGAGGACGGAGAGACACCGUUCUUCCUGAGUGUCCAGGGGGGUCACGAGGAAUGCAGCCAAGUGCUCCUGGAGGCGGGAAGUGACAUCAACGUCAGAAAUAAGCUCAACAUAAGCGCUUUGCAGACUGCAGCCCGGAAUGGCCAGAUAUCCCUCGUUAAGUUUCUUCUUCGAGAGAAGGUGGACCUGCACCAGGGCCCAGAUCCCACGGAGUCCCCUCUGCACCUAGCGGUGACCCACAACCACAUGGCCAUAGUGACCAGCUUACUACAAGCGCAGCACGACACCAAUGUCCUCAGUCAGAGGCAGCAAACCCCACUACACGUGGCCGCCGACCUUGGGGACGUGGAACUGGUGGAGACCCUGCUGCAGGCAGGCUGCGACUUGAAGGCCGUGGACAAGCAGGGAAGGACUGCCCUGGCCGUGGCCUCCAGGAGCGGCCACAGCCUGGUUGUGGACAUGCUCAUUAAGGCGGAGAGAUUCUGCGCCUGGAGACAGGAGCACGGCGAGGGCCCCAGGGCUCCCCUGACGUUCAAGCAGGACCACAGCCUAGAGACUAGGCCUGUGCGUACGCUGCUCUGGGACCUGGCCUACCGGCAGCUCAGGGCCAACGAGUGGCAGAGGCUGGCCCGGGCCUGGGACUUCACGGAGGAGCAGAUCAGAGCCAUCGAGCAGCAGUGGGCAGGAAAGGAGAGUUUCCGUGAACACGGCCACAGGGCCCUGCUCAUCUGGCUGCACGGGGCCCUGCUCACACAGCCCCACCCGGCCAAGCACCUGCAUGAGACGCUGGUGCGCGCAGGCUUCCCAGAGCUGGCCGAAAAGACUCGUCAACUCAAACAUGACACUGACUCAAGCUCCAGGAAUUGUGCAGUUUCCUAAGUGCCUGAGGACGUUUGCAUGGUUUUCCUUUCAGUUCAGCUUCUUUAAGGCUGUGUCCUCUCACAGCACGCGACGGUGGUGCCAGGACACGCUCACAGACGGAGGGCACCACGAACUCCCCAACCACUCGGGUGUAGUCAGAUACGCUUCAUGGUUUUUCUUAAGGGCAGUUGGUCUGUGGUUCUUCUGUCUGUCAUGUGAUGUGACACAUAAUCUGGGAGGGUCUGAGGGUCACGUGUUAGUGAGACUGGCGAUGGAGCAGCACUGUUGUGUAUGGAAACCCAGGGGUUUUCCAAGAUACAAUUUGAAGGGGGCUUUGCCACAUAGUCACUGAGAGCUUCUGGGCCCGUUGUUAUCGUCAGACUCUCAG
Molecule: messenger RNA, 1969 nt
Organism: Lepus europaeus (European hare)
Lineage: Eukaryota; Metazoa; Chordata; Mammalia; Lagomorpha; Leporidae
Gene: ANKDD1B
Product: ankyrin repeat and death domain containing 1B
Exons: 15
Coding region: 1-1599 (532 amino acids)
Biological process (GO): signal transduction
Molecular function (GO): protein binding
Source: RefSeq, a predicted model, not a curated record